CUGCUGUUUCAGUAGCGCUUGACCCUUGUGCCAAGAAGAGGGUAGAAGCGAGGGACAAAACGGCUGAAGCUGCCUAGCAAACAGGGAGCGCAGGGGUGCAACUUUGUGUGGAGAAAGGCUUCCAUCUCCCGUGCACCUUGUGGGACAAGGCAGCGGGAGUAAGUGGAGAGGGGAGGGCACAGAUGUGCCUGUGUUCACUCAAGACAAAUCUCAACUACAGAACUAAGCCAGAGGUGCGUAGCCACCUUAUUAUAACUGAAUUGGUUUACACAUCCACAUGAUGUUUCUUGUGUCGAGCUGCAUGUCCUCGCCAGGAGCGCUUGCACCAAUUUAACUGCGGUGUAGAAGGGUUUUUUGGAAAGGCAGCAACAGUCCAUGUGAACGACACAGGGUAUGUCUUCAUUACCUGCUGGAUCAAAAGGUAGCGAUAAAUUGACCGUGAAGUGCUUUCCCUUCACCAAAAGGAGAAGUACUCCACCAAAAGGAGAAGAGUAGGCAGAGUCAAAGGUCCAGGACCUGUGGCAGUAUAGACAAGGCUUCAGACACCGCAUUGACCUAAGCGCCAGCCCUCUUGUGGAAGUGGAGUUAAGUUGCUAUAGUGGGUGAGUAACAUCUGUGGGAGCUGUUUUAGUAUAGACUUUAGUUAGGCAACCUACAUUGACCAUAUGUUGACCUAACUGUACAGUGUAGAGCAGGAUAACACAGGUAUUUUUCACCAUUAGUUGACUUGGUUCUCAGGCUAGUAGGUUCCAGCAUCUUUAGGCUUGGCUGUAAAGUAGGCUUAUAAGCAUAUGUCAAAGCAUGCUAGGUGUGCACUAGGUGGGAGGAUCCUCCCCCUUGCCAAAGCUGCUGCCUAUGGUGGAUCUGUUGUUCCAAAUAACGAGCCUUUCUUUUGGGGAAGUGUUAACGUACUGGGUGGGUGACCUUUCUUCUGACUGGUUCUUUUCAUGUCCUGAACAGGAGAAAUGCAUGGACAAGCCUGGGCCCAAGCUGGACAGUCGGGCAGAGACCUGUUUCGUGAACUGUGUUGAGCGCUUCAUAGAUACCAGUCAGUUUAUUCUGAACCGAUUGGAGCAGACGCAGAAAGCCAAGUCACCCUUCUCAGAGAGCCUGUCUGACUGAACAGGGCAUGGACUUCUCUGUUCCCUUAAUAAAGAGAAUUGCACAUCAAAUGGGAGAGAGAGGAAAAGGAGAGAAGCUGAUGGGACAGCUAUAGAAGACAAGCUGUGGGGAGGUUGGCUCCUUCCUCUGCAUCAGAUUCUAGAUUGUCCUGUCACAUGAAUGAGCGGAGACCAGCAUUUUUUGUCAUUUAAAAUGCCAAUCUUGUGAAAAUCCUAGCUAGACAAGAGAGCCUGUAACAGAUGUACACUUACUACUCUACUUGCCCGUGUACUGUUCUCAUUCCCACUGAGUACAUUUCAUGCACAAGUUUACACUGGGAUUGUAUGGACAGAACUCCUUAGGUUGAGCACACCAGAAUUUCUAGGAGGGAGUGCUCAAAUGCUGGAAAUGGUGAGGAAUGAAACACUAAGUGAAGCUUAAGAAAGGGGACCACUACCUUAAAUAGUCCUGAAUUACAUCCAGCUUUUAUAAUUAAUUCUCCCCUUAGAGAGAAACUAGUCAAUCUUGGUUUCAGAGCUAAAUCGUAGCUGAAUUGAUCAUUUCCCUCCAUAUGCUUCUAAGGCAUGUCUUAGGGAGAACCAGAGCUUGAAUUGCAGGACUGCACCAGUAUUGCCCCAGCAUCCUUUGAGAAGAAUUUGCCCAAGGAUGUGUUGCUAUGGGAAGAGAUUAAGCCUCACUUAAGAUAAAGUCAGUCAUGUGGCCAAGUAACAGCUUUUCAAUGAGAAGUGCAACAUUUAAUUUUCUCCAUAAACUGUUUCCUCCCAAUCAAUGGAAUAAAUAUAUACUUGAUCAAUUUUUAAAAUCAGCUUCUUGUGUUUAGGAAGGAGGGCUGUGGGGGAUGUCAGACCUGCCUUUCACCUCUUGUCAUCUCUGCCAUCAUGUGCAGUCUGUCUCUGCGCAUACCCUGCCACCUCCAUUCUGUUGACCAUACAGUAAUUUUUGGACAGGAAAAGGAUAUAUAGGCUAGUUGUUAUAGCUAAACAACUGCUCUGUUCUGACUAGCGAGUUUGUGUAUCACCCUGAACUAUAAUUUGCUGCUCAUAGUCAUCUAUUUCAUGGCUCCCAUGACUGGACCAGCUCCUCUGCCAACUAAAAAAAGUACAAAAAAGGCCACCACUCGGUAAAUAUAUUGUGUAAGAAAGGGGAUCAAGUCCCUUUCGUUCACAGAACAAACUGGUGUAGAUUUCCUGAGUGAAACCCUCUUUUAUCCAGACAGACUACCUCUCAUGUGAAGGUAAUUUGUUUUAUGUCCAUAUGAUCCUCUGUGCCUUUCUAGAAACUACCAACAAGAUGAGUGAUUCUAGUUGGGGUUUCUGGGCCAAAUGUUUUCUCUCAGAAACAGACCUUCCAUUUCCUCUUACACGGGCUACUGAAAAAACAGCAACUCAAAAGCUUACUUGUGCUACUAUUCUAGUUCCUGGAAACCCCAAAUAAAUUAUUGAAUUAA
Pelodiscus sinensis (Chinese soft-shelled turtle) is the source of this 2569-nucleotide messenger RNA. The record is from RefSeq and is a predicted model, not a curated record. Lineage: Eukaryota; Metazoa; Chordata; Testudines; Trionychidae.